Messenger RNA from Musa acuminata AAA Group (dessert banana), 777 nucleotides. RefSeq names its product stigma-specific STIG1-like protein 1. The coding region runs from base 228 to 617 and encodes 129 amino acids. Lineage: Eukaryota; Viridiplantae; Streptophyta; Magnoliopsida; Zingiberales; Musaceae. The transcript has a single exon. The record is from RefSeq and is a predicted model, not a curated record.
CCUUUGAAACACUGAUUUGCCAUACAAAACUGAGGUCAACAUCUGUGUCCGGUGUCAUGAUGCUAUUUUACCUAACACUCCCUUGUAUGGUUCAUCACCUCACCCUGUUUCCAGGCUCCCAAACAAAAGAAGGUGGUGAUCGUACGAGCCAGCAAGCAUGCAGAUUUCCUGUGUAUAUAUCGCUACGAUACCAGCUGCCUUCUUCAUCUUCCACUGAUCUCUGAGCCAUGGCGAUCACGAGAUGCAUGUUCGUCGUGGCGGUGGCUCUGGCUCUGGCAGUGACGGUCUCCCUAGCCUCGCCAACAACUACUGCAACAGGAGUAGGUCAUCUUCUCGUCGAGCGCAGCCUGAGAGCUGCGGCGACGUGCAGCAAGUUUCCUCGGAUGUGCCACGCGAAGGGCAGCCCCGGGCCGGACUGCUGCAGCAGGCGGUGCGUGGACGUGAGGACGGACAGCCUCAACUGCGGGCGGUGCGGCCGGCGGUGCCGCUACGGGUGGACGUGCUGCCGAGGGAGAUGCGUGAACAUAAUGUACGACGCGAAGAAGUGCGGCGGCUGCCGGCGCCGGUGCCCGAAUGGAAGCUUCUGCAGGUACGGGAUGUGCAGCUACGCUUCGUAGAGAGAGUGCUGUCGCCGCUUUCGACCAUACUUACCGUUCUGUUGUCAACUUUGGUUCAGAAUAAAAGUAAAUUAGAAAAGGAACAUUUUAAAUAAAUAAAUUGAAAUGGAAUGGAAUGCCUUCAUUUUGAUUUAAAAAAAAUAUAAAAUUAUGUGACAAU